Molecule: messenger RNA, 3031 nt
Organism: Mytilus trossulus (common blue mussel)
Lineage: Eukaryota; Metazoa; Mollusca; Bivalvia; Mytilida; Mytilidae
Exons: 8
Coding region: 542-1627 (361 amino acids)
Cellular component (GO): plasma membrane
Molecular function (GO): protein binding
Source: RefSeq, a predicted model, not a curated record
UAAAAUAAUAACAUAACAUGACGAGUACCAAGUACAAACAAAUGCAAAUACAGAGAAAUACAUAAAUAAUAAGUUCAUUCUGAUUUGUUAACUACAGAAUAACAAAGAAUAACUAAAAUACUUCAGGACAGUACACAGAAAGAGCUUUAUAGAAUUAAGAAUUGUAAAACGAAAGGAUCGACGCCACAAAAAUGUAAUGUCUCAGGUAGACGACAUACACGUUAAAUACAUGCAAAUGUUGUAUAAAUAAUUACCACUUCGCUGAAACAGAGAAACAAAAGAUACCAUAGGGACAGUCACACUCAUAGAUAGAAAAUAAACUGACGAUGCCAUGGUUAAAAAGAGAAAAAAAGACAACAAAAUGUAUGUAAUACUACAUUCUUAUUCGGUAGGCCAUCUUCGAAAAGGCAACGGGAUUGUAGUUAAGGUAACAACACAUGUACUCUAUGGCUUUCAAUGUUUAAGUUAUUAUGUAUGUUUGAAUUUAUAGCAACACUAACUUUCAUAUUUUUCCAGAUUUCUGCAAUUCAAUAAACUAGCAAUGAUAGGUGAAAAUGCAUUUAAAGGCUUGACGACGCUCCAAAUAUUGCGCCUGGAUGACAAUCGAAUUACCAUGCUAAAUGCGACUGUAUUUCAAGGCUUGGUGGCUCUUACUGCACUGUCUCUGUUUAGCAAUCCUUUAACCGCAAUAGACACAGAUCUAUUCAACGGUAUGCCGAAUCUUCAAGCUAUAUACCUACACAGAACUAAUUUAACGACGCUAAGUGCAAAUGUAUUUCGAGGCUUGGUGGAUCUACAGUUCGUAACUUUAUAUGAUAAUCCACUGAAUUGUUCCAGCUGUGAUUUAUUACAACUAAAGCUAUUUCUACAAAAUCUGACUUUAAUUAAUGGGAAUGCCAAUGCAACCUGUGAUCGGACAAACAAUUUGGUAGUUGACUUUAAUUUCACCGACUGUAUAGCAAUACCACGAAGUAACGUCGUAACAACUGAACCAAUAAGUGACGCUGUUACAACAGUGAAAACAGCCAGUGCCUUUUUAACAACAGUAACAAAUGGUCCUGGCGAACCAAUAAUACAAACAACUAUCGACGCCAUAACAACAAAAGAACCAACUACUCACGCCACAGCUCUAACCCCAAAUAUUGUAGAAACUACAAUUAGUACAACUCAAGAUACUCAAUUGAAAUCAACGACUUCAACUGUUACCCAGACAAUACCACGAAGUAUCGUCGAUACAACCGAACCAAUGAGUGACGCUGUAACAACAGUGACAACAACCAGUGACUUUUUAACAACAGUGACAACAACCAGUGACUUUUUAACAACAGUGACAACAACCAGUGACUUUUUAACAACAGUAACAAAUACUCCUGACGCACCAAUAAUACAAACAACUAUCGACGCCAUAACAACAAAGAUACCAACUACUGACGUCAUAGCUCCAACCCCAAAUAUUUUAGAAACUACCAUAAGUACAACUCAAGAUACUCAGUUAACAUCAACGACUUCAUCUGUUACCCAGAAGGCCGACAAUUCAGCUGUUACGGCCGGAACCGUAACUGGUGCUUCUGUAGCGGUUUCUGUUAUCGCAUCCUUUGUAAUACUAAAGGUUUGCGGUUUUAGAUAAUCUGCUUUGAAAAAAACUGUAGAAUAUCUAUCAUUCUCGUAGAAGGGAGAUGCUGUAUAGUUAACAAUGCAAUCACGAUGCGCAAUUAUCAACCGGUAUUUGUUUCUAAGUGAAAGUACUAUAUCAUUAACAUUCACUUAACAAUAUUAGAUUAGAAAGUGCUUUUUAUCCAACAUAAUAAAAUAUCAGGUUUUCAAACUUAUGUUUAUUUAUCAUAUCUGUUAUAUUUCGCUACUUUGUCUUGUUCAUUUUUCUGUUUUUUUUUACCUAAAAGUUGUAAAGUAAUUUUAAAAUUUAAUAUUAGGUUAUGAUUUAUUGAUGUAUUUAUAUUCUUUCAUGAUUUAUUGUUUUAUUACUGUUGUCGCAUCCUUUGUAAUACUAAAGGUUUGUGGUUUUAAAUAAUCUGCGCGGAAAAAAAUACAGUAGAACAUUCUUCAAUCUCGUAGUAGGGAGAUGCAGUAUUGUUAACAAUGCAAUCACGAUGCGCAAUAAUCAACUGGUAUUUGUUUCUAAGUGAAAUCACUACUAUAUCAUUAACAUUCACUUCACAAUAUUAGAUUAGAAAGUGCAUUUUUUCCAACAUGAUAAAAAAAACAUCAUGUUUUCAUCUUUAUGGUUUUUUUUAUCUUAUCUUCAGUCUUUUGCUAAUUUUUCUGUUUAUAUUUACCUAAAAGUUGUAAAAUGAUUUUAAAUUUUAUUAAUACAGUAUUAAGUAUUGCUGCAUUUACAUUAUUUUAUGAUUUGUUAUUUUAUUUCUUUUUUAUAUUUCUUUUUUUUGUACUAAAUUUAUUUUUUUCAUAUUCAUAUCUAUGUGUUACAGUUUAUCAAUAUUCAUAACAAGAACAAUAUAGCCUACACAAUUUAUAAGUUAGCGUGUAGAUUGAAUUAUAUGUUAAAAAAAAUAGUAUUUGUAGAACUUGUUCUGUAUUUUAUAUGAAGGGCCUCACGGUAGAUUAGUGUACGUUAAUUUAGUCACCCUUUUUGAAUAAAGUCAUUAUUAUUAUUAUUAUAUUUAUUAUAUUAUCAUUUUUAUUAUAAGUGCAAAGUUUAAAUGUCAUUAGUUGAACAAGACCGAAACUGCCAGGACUUAAUUGUGCUUGAACACAAUAUAUAGUGCAAUGUAAAAGUACUGAGAAGAAUAUAACGGAACUAACGACAUUUUUCUGUAUCGUCAACACGUUAUCUUAGACAUAAAUGUGCUUUUUCCAGCAUGAGCAGCAAUCAAUGAUAUGAAGUGAUAAAAGGGACGAAUAACAAACACGCCAUCUUAGAGUGCUUAUAUUAAAGUUUUAACAUACCUCAAAUUAGAACUCAUGGAUUUGUAAGCAUUUUGUUUCUAAUUUUAAAAACAUUGCUUCGAUAUAAGUGUUGAGUAUAUAUAUUUUGAUUAGAAAAAAUGUGAUG